Molecule: messenger RNA, 1979 nt
Organism: Gadus macrocephalus (Pacific cod)
Lineage: Eukaryota; Metazoa; Chordata; Actinopteri; Gadiformes; Gadidae
Product: gap junction beta-4 protein-like
Exons: 4
Coding region: 283-1083 (266 amino acids)
Biological process (GO): cell communication
Cellular component (GO): connexin complex
Source: RefSeq, a predicted model, not a curated record
GCGUGCGUGUGUGUGUGUGUGUGUGGAGGGGGAAAACAUUGGGUAACGUGACUCAUACUGGAUCUGGUUUGGCAGGAUUUCUAAGAUGGAAGCAGAGAGGAGAGCAUAGAAAGGCUGAAAGCAAUAUAAUAGACUGACAAUAGUAGCCCGUAUACUGUUCAAUCGUUUUCUGUGAACUUCUGUGGAUCUACUUGGAUCGCCUAACUGUCUAGCUGUCUUCCCACCCAGGCACUGUUUACAGGGUGUUGGUGGAGAUAAGCAAGGGCUCGUCAGGCAGCAGCGAUGAACUGGUCCGGCCUGGAGAGCCUGAUCAGCGGGGUUAACAAGUACUCCACCGUGUUCGGCCGCUUGUGGCUGUCCAUGGUCUUUGUGUUUCGGGUCAUGGUCUUUGUGGUUGCAGCUCAAAGAGUUUGGGGUGACGAAAACAAAGAUUUUGUCUGUAAUACGAAACAGCCGGGCUGUACCAACGUGUGCUAUGACAGCAUCUUCCCCAUCUCCCACAUCCGUCUGUGGGCCCUGCAACUGAUCUUCGUCACCUGCCCGUCCCUCAUGGUGGUGGCCCACGUGAAGCUGCGCGAGGAAAAGGACCUUAAGUACACCGUACUGCACGAGGGCUCCCACCUGUACAGCAACCCGGGCAAGAAGAGGGGGGGGCUGUGGUGGACCUACCUGCUGAGUCUGGUCUUCAAGGCAGGCUUCGACGCCUCGUUUCUCUACGUUUUGUAUCGGAUAUACCACGGAUAUGACAUGCCCAGGUUGUCCAAGUGCUCCCUGGAUCCCUGCCCCAACACCGUGGACUGCUUCAUCAGCCGUCCCACAGAGAAGAAGAUCUUCACCCUGUUCAUGGUAGUCACCAGCGCCAUCUGCAUCUUGAUGUGCUUGUGUGAGAUGUUGUACCUCAUUGGCAAACGGAUUCAGAAAGCCCUCAGGGUUCAGAACUCCAUUAACAGGCUCCUAUUCGCCGAGCGGCACGAGAUCAAAAACCUGGUCCCGCCCAGAUCACAAACCCGCCGCCACUAUUCCCCUCAGAGCAAAAGUUUAAGCAAGAUGGACAAAGCCAAGGAGACCACGACAACCCUGUAGAGGACUCAAAAAACAUUGUCCUGCACUCCAUGAAAGUACAAUUAUAAUAAAGCAGCUACAGUUGAUGGACUGUAAGUCAAAUAUAUAUACUAGGAUUAGACAAUCCUAGUAAUCCUACAUCAAAGAUAUGAUGGCCAAAUGAAUCAUACGGAUAGUUGUUAUGGGGAAAGGUGAUGGGACUGGUUUUUGACAUGUAUUCAUGCUAUUUUAGACAACGAUGGAAGUUUAAUGCACUGAUGUUCAGCAUCUGUCGGCCAAUUGCAACCAAACACCAGCCCUGUUCUGACCUUGAAACCAACCAAAGACACCAACCCAAGACUGGAGGAGAAAUCAAGCAUUUCUAAAUGGAGUUUCAACUUCCUGAUGGACCAAUGUGUAUUGGGGACAAUUCUCAACCUAAGGAAUACAAUAUAUCGCCAUCUAGGAGCCGUUUCACACCACAUCAUCCAUGCAAAAAAUAUAUAUUUUGCUGUGCUUGCAAAAUGUCUUGCCAGAAUACAUAAUUAGUCAUGUAUAUAAGAUAAAGUAAAAGAAAAUCAACAAUACCAAAGAAAAUAUAAAUUAUUAUAGUCAGUAUACACUUGGUUAUUCGGAACGCAGGCAAACCAUCCUGACUCAUGCACCAUAAUAUUUUCUUUGUUUGAUUUUGGGAGAGUAGGUGGGCAUACAUUUUUGUUAAAUAUCUAUUUUUCUUGGUAGUUUUGUUCAGUUUUUAAUUGUCCUUUCAAAUAACACAGGAGAUGCAUACAGUACAAUUCUUUGGAACCGGAUUUGAACUGUAAGGAAUAACAUCAGUCAACCAACCCCCAACAUGCUGCUCCCAUCGAAACAUUUAUUUUUGCCAGACUUUACCAAAAGUUAUAAAUGAUUCUUCAAUAAUAACAAUAAUUCAUGAA